AUGAUGCCAUCGGUUGCAUCUUUCCUCCUGGCUGCGGUCGCAGCUGCUUGGGGUUUGGUGUCCCCGGCCAGUGCAUUUGACAGUAACAACAAUACCGAUACCCUAGUCACCCAGCAAAUCGACAACAAACCAUAUCCGUUUGAUUUCCCUUAUCUGAAUACUACUGGCGCUGAUCUCUUCCCCAUGCGCCUCUGUAAUGGCUUUAAAUUGGAAGAAGCCAGCAUCGAUGAAAUCCAGGCGGAACUGAAGUCGGGCAAACUGACUGGUGUCCAACUGCUCGAGUGUUACUCUGAACGAAUCUACCAACUGCAGCCGUAUCUGAGUGCUGUCCUACAAUACAAUCCUGAUGCAAUGGAGAUUGCGAAAUCUCUGGAUGCGGAGCGCCAGCGGGGAAUUUUCCGAGGCCCUCUGCACGGAAUUCCCUUUCUGGUCAAAGACAAUAUUGCCAGCAAGGACAAGAUGGAAACCACUGCCGGUAGUUGGGCUUUGAUCGGUUCUGUGGUCCCUCGUGACGCCCAUGUUGUGUAUCGUCUACGUGAGGCCGGUGCGGUGCUUUUGGGCAAGGCCGCUCUCAGUGAGUGGGCGGACAUGCGUUCAAACGGCUAUUCUGAAGGUUAUUCCGGACGGGGUGGCCAGUGCCGGAAUCCUUACAAUUUAACUCUCAACCCCGGGGGGAGUAGCUCGGGUUCCGGCGUUGCAGUCGCCUCGAACCAGGUGCCUUUUGCACUUGGGACUGAGACUGAUGGCAGUGUGAUCAGCCCCGCUGAAAGAAAUGCUGUUGUCGGGAUCAAACCUACUGUUGGUCUGACGUCUCGAGAUGGUGUCAUUCCCGAGUCAACCCACCAGGAUUCUGUCGGCUGCUUUGGAAAGACUGUCCGUGAUGCGACGUACGUCUUAGAUGCCAUUUACGGAAUUGACCAGCGUGACAACUAUACCUUCGCCCAGGAGGGCAAAACUCCCCAAGGAGGUUACACCCAAUUUCUAACAGAUAAGUCUGCGCUCAAGGGCGCUGUAUUCGGACUCCCGUGGUUGUCCUUUUGGCAAUACAACCACCCGGCACAGAACUCUCAGCUCUUGGAGCUUUUGGAUCUAAUUCGUUCGGCCGGGGCCACCAUCAUCAACGGAACCGAGCUUCCGUACUAUAAAGAUAUCGUUAAUCCCGAUGGAUGGGACUGGGAUUAUGGAACACAUCGCGGCUACCCCAACGAAUCAGAAUAUACGUACGUCAAGGUAGACUUCUACAACAACAUCAAGAGCUACCUCUCUGAACUGAACAACACGAACAUGCGCUCACUCGAAGACUUGGUCCGGUACAACCUCGACAACGUUGGAAGCGAGGGUGGUCAUCCCGAUGUGAACCCGGGUUUUGCAUCCGGCCAAGAUGGAUUCCUCGCAUCGCUGGCAUCUGAAGGUAUCAUGAAUGAGACGUACUGGCAAUCUCUGAGUUACUGCCAACGUACCAGCCGGGAGGAUGGCAUCGACGCAGCACUGCACUUUAACGGGCACAACUUGACCGCUUUGUUGGUGCCUCCCGACUUUGGUCCUACGUAUGAGAUCGCAGCUCAGGCAGGAUAUCCAGUUAUUACGCUUCCUGCUGGAACAAACAAGGAGUCGAAGAUGCCAUAUGGUCUCGCCCUCAUGGGAACCGCAUUCUCGGAGGCGACUCUCGUCAAGUACGCUAGUGCUAUUGAGGACCUGCAAAUAUCUUCCAAUACCCCUUGGAAGCGAACCCUACCAACAUGGGCUGACCAUCUGAAUCGGAACAUUCCCGUCAUCAGUGCUUAA
Messenger RNA from Talaromyces rugulosus, 1785 nucleotides. RefSeq lists its product as uncharacterized. Lineage: Eukaryota; Fungi; Ascomycota; Eurotiomycetes; Eurotiales; Trichocomaceae. The coding region runs from base 1 to 1785 and encodes 594 amino acids. The transcript has 3 exons. The record is from RefSeq and is a predicted model, not a curated record.